UAGCGCGCUGGUCCUCCGGUAGGCAUGCGCGCGCUACGGGCCGGUUUGACCCUGGCGCUGGGCGCCGGCCUGGGCGCCGCGGCAGAGCAUUGGCGGCGGCGAGAGGGUAAAGGGCCGGGGCUGCUGGGCCGAGUGCCAGUGUUGCCGGUUGUCGCGGCCGAUCUUCCCGCGCUGCCGGGGGGACCGGCUGGCAGCACCGGAGAGUUGGCCAAGUACGGGCUGCCCGGCGUGGCGCAGCUCCGGAGCCGCGAGUCCUACGUGCUGAGCUACGACCCGCGCACGCGCGGUGCGCUCUGGGUGUUGGAGCAGCUGAGGCCAGAGCGGCUCCGUGGCGAUGGGGACCGUCGCGCCUGCGACUUCCACGAGGACGAUUCUGUGCACGCGUACCACCGCGCCACCAAUGCGGACUACCGCGGCAGUGGCUUUGACCGCGGCCACUUGGCGGCCGCCGCCAAUCACCGCUGGAGUCAGCGGGCCAUGGACGACACCUUCUACCUGAGCAACGUAGCGCCUCAGGUGCCACACCUCAACCAGCAUGCCUGGAACAACCUUGAGAAGUACAGCCGCAGCUUGACUCGAACUUACCAAAACGUUUAUGUCUGCACAGGGCCUCUUUUCCUGCCCAGGACCGAGGCUGAUGGGAAGUCCUAUGUGAAGUACCAGGUUAUUGGGAAGAACCACGUGGCAGUGCCCACACACUUCUUCAAGGUGUUGAUCCUGGAGGCAGCCAGUGGGCAAAUCGAGCUGCGUUCCUAUGUGAUGCCCAAUGCCCCGGUGGAUGAGACUCUCCCUUUGGAGCGCUUCCUAGUGCCCAUCGAGAGCAUCGAGCGGGCCUCGGGAUUGCUCUUCGUGCCCAAUAUUCUGGCUCGAGCUGGAAACCUCAAGGCCAUCACUGCUGGUAGCAAGUGAUGGAGUAGGACUCACUCAAG
This is a messenger RNA of Rattus norvegicus (Norway rat), 929 nucleotides long. It is a transcript of the gene Endog, whose product is annotated as endonuclease G. Gene Ontology annotation, molecular function: endonuclease activity; hydrolase activity; nucleic acid binding. Gene Ontology annotation, cellular component: mitochondrion. The transcript is spliced from 3 exons. NCBI's taxonomy places the organism in Eukaryota, Metazoa, Chordata, Mammalia, Rodentia, Muridae. Bases 25 to 909 code for a protein of 294 amino acids. The record is from RefSeq and is marked provisional. Gene Ontology annotation, biological process: DNA catabolic process; negative regulation of TOR signaling.